Branchiostoma belcheri (Belcher's lancelet) is the source of this 2616-nucleotide messenger RNA. RefSeq lists its product as uncharacterized. The coding region runs from base 1 to 2616 and encodes 871 amino acids. Gene Ontology annotation, molecular function: [protein-PII] uridylyltransferase activity; protein binding. NCBI's taxonomy places the organism in Eukaryota, Metazoa, Chordata, Leptocardii, Amphioxiformes, Branchiostomatidae. The transcript has 4 exons. The record is from RefSeq and is a predicted model, not a curated record.
AUGUCAGAAAUUAAUACGCCUAGCCUGGCAAACCAGCUGCAAGACUUGGAAUUAUUUCUCAAAAGUCAAAAAGGCCAGGAAGUCGGUUAUGGGCGGGCACUGAAAGAAGCUAUUGCCGGCAAGAAUCACAUAGUUGAGGUAGAAAUUCUGAAAAGUCUUGGAGACCUGCAUCUCCAGAAGGGCAAACUCAGUAAAGCUUCGGUAGAGUUUGACAAGGCUGCUGCCCUGUAUGCUGCUGCUCUACAGCGCGACACAGAUCCAGAUAUGGGACAAACGCUUGAACAUCGAAUCGACUACCUAUCAAAACUCUCCACACACCUGCUGCAGGGGUACUCUCCACAGUAUCAUUGGCUGUCACCAGACUACUGGGGAACCGCUGACAGAAAUGUGCUGAGGGUGGCAGAGCUAUUUGACCAGUGGGAGAGAAGUGGCAGAAUGUCACCACGCUCUGCUGAAGACAAACUCACCGAAAUGUUAGUAACAGCAAUUGAGAAAAGCGAUGUGCACUUAGAGCUUGAAGUUCUCAAGUCUCUUGGUGAUAUAUACCUUGAGAAAGGCAAGAACACCUCUGAUGCAUCCCAGUUCUCCAAAGCAACUGCUAUGUUCAACAAAGCCUUCAUAGGAUGUGUAGGGCCUCACGCAGAACAGACAUUGCGUCAUCGCAUCAGCUACACAGAGAAGAUCAGAGGAGAGAGAAUGGUAGGGUUGGAUCGGAAAGGAUUUUACGGUCAAAUCGAUUGUCACCACCUUCAAAACGGCGAAUCGUCGUUUAUUUGCAAUGACCUGGACUCAGCAGAAAAACACUUUGCAGCUGCUCUCAAAGUGGUUCAUGUCAGAGAUCCCACAGCCCAGCAGUACCAGAGAGAGGUGGAGCCCCUGUGCAAGUUAGGGGAAGUCUACAGUAAGCGAGGUCGACAGACAGGGGACGGUGGAGACUUUGUCAAAGCAGCAGCACUCUACAAUGCAGCAAUAGCCAGGUCAAAUGGUGAAGUCCUUAAUCUAAAAGCAGUUAUUAAGAAAGUAGAGACGUCUUUUCUCAGCUGUACAUUAGGUGUACAUUGUAUUGUAAGCCAAGAUGACACAGUAAAACACAGGAGACAACUGAAGGAGAUGCGGGACCAGAUCAAGCUGGAGAUGGAAACCAUUGACCAGCAGCUGGAUCCCUAUGUACAUGAUGAGGACGACCCACGUGUAAAAGAGAUAGAGACAAAACGAGUUCAGGCUGUUAGGCAGCUGUUUGAAGAUAUUGCACAACAGAGGAAGGAGUUCAUCAGUCUGCUUAUAGAGGAGUGUAUUGGUUUAAUGGGUCCUCCUCCCUGUAAGUAUGCCCUGAUAGGUUUGGGUUCACAGGCCACAGGACUGGUAACUCCGUACUCAGAUCUGGAGUUUGCCAUCUUGGUAGAAGACGAAAGUGAGGAAUAUCUCAUGUAUUUCCGUAAUCUUACCCACUAUCUGCACCUGAAGGUAGUCAACCUGGGAGAAACCAUCCUCCCAGCACUGGGGAUAAAAUCUCUCAAUGAUUUCUACUCAGACGACCCACUUGACAGUUGGUACUAUGACUCUGUAACACCACGUGGGUUUGCAUUUGAUGGAGCCAUGCCAAAGGCAAGCAAGACCCCACUUGGUAGGCAGGGAACUAGGGGCCAUCUACCAAGUGAACUCAUCCGCACCCCACAGAACAUGGUUCUGGUACUUCAAAAAGAUGCCCAACUGUACUUGAAAGAAGGGUAUCACCUUGCCACUAUCUUAAGAAACCCAUCUCUGAUAGUGGGAGACAUAGAUUUGAUUGACAUGUACAUGGCCAUCACGUUUGAGAUUUUACUAGCGGAGGGUAAUUAUAGGAAAUCACUCAGCUACAGGGAACAGGCACUGCAAAUGUACAGGGGUAUCUAUGGUCAGAGUGCUGCGCAUCCUGACAUUUCCACUUUACUCAACAACCUUGGAGCAGUCUGGCACUACCUGGGUGAUUACAAAAAGGCAGCUAGCUACCAUGAACAGGCGCUACAAAUGGGCACGAUUAUCUAUGGUGAGAAUGCUGACCAUCUUUGCAUUGCCACCUCGCUCAACGAUCUUGGAAUGGACUGGCACUAUCUGGGCGACAGUAGAAAAGCUAUUACCUAUCACAAACGGGCCCUUCUAAUGCGAAGAAACAUCUAUGGUCAUAAUAAAGAACACUCGGACAUUGCUAUGUCCCUUAACAACUUGGGAAUGGUCUUGCAUGAUUUGGGUGAUUACAGAAAAGCAAUCAGUUACCACGAACAGGCACUUAAAAUGUACAGGAGUAUCUAUGGUACACCGCACCCCAACAUUGCCUCCUCACUCAACAACCUGGGAAGCUCCUGGAACCGUGUAGGUCAUUACAGAAAAUCAAAAAGCUAUCAUAAACAGGCAUUGCAGAUGUACAGGAAUAUCUUCGGACAAAGUACAGUGCACCCUAACAUUGCCAUGAGCCUCAACAACCUAGCUUCGGUUUGUUACUCUCAAGGUGACUGUGGGAGAGCACUACGUAUCUGUCAAGAAGCUUUGGUCAUGGCAAAGCAGAUUGGCGAAAGUCACCCGUUAACCAAAACAAUUCAGAGGAAUCUCACCGUAAUUAAUGCAGCAUUUUGUAUAUAA